Pollicipes pollicipes is the source of this 1372-nucleotide messenger RNA. RefSeq lists its product as uncharacterized. The record is from RefSeq and is a predicted model, not a curated record. NCBI's taxonomy places the organism in Eukaryota, Metazoa, Arthropoda, Thecostraca, Pollicipedomorpha, Pollicipedidae. Bases 431 to 859 code for a protein of 142 amino acids. The transcript has 4 exons.
GCGGCGGUGCUGGCCGGCUGUCCACAGCUGGAGCGGCUGACGGCGUGGAGGCUGGAGCCGGCGCUGGAGCUCUGCCUGCCGCCGGCCGGCCUCCCCUCCCUCCGACACCUGGACGUGACGGACUCCGGUGGAGUCACCGACUCCACGCUGAAGCGGCUGCCCGACCUGCUGCCAGGCCUGCAUUCACUCAGCAUAUGCGGUGAGCAUAUUCCACAUCACGCAGUUUCCGUGUAUUCCGUAGUGGCAACACGGUGAUGGUGCAGCUGAAGUGACGCAUUAAAGCCAGCUGUUCCAUAUCAAUAGGACACGCUCCCGACCCCGCAUACCGUGGCUCCGCCAUGAAGUUGCGAAAGGCGGUGUUGUCCACAGCACCAGCGGUUCAGCCGCUGUUCAUGUUCUGACGUCAUCUGGCGAUCACGUGACGGUGCUGAUGCAUUGGACCCGGUCCGGCUUCUUGUGUGUUUCAGGGUGUCGCGGGGUGACGGUUGUUGGGCUGGACAGCCUGCCGCGGCUCAGGCAGCUGCGUCAGCUGGACCUGACCAGGCUGUCAGCUGUGACGGACGCCACACUGGACCGGCUACACGGGCCGCGUCUGAGGAUGCUGAACCUGACCGAGUGCGUCUCUUGUUCAACAGAUGGGGUCACACGGCUGGUGCUCGGCUGUCCGUCACUGACGGUACUGGGGUGGGGGUGGUCUGACCUAGACCGGACCAGGUCCCUGGUAGACAGCCUGGUGCGCCAGCUGCCCCCGGACCGUGACGUCACGCUCGAGGUCAACGCCGGGCAUCUGCAGCGUCUGCCGCCGCUGUCGCCCGGCCCGCUCAGCCUGAGGAAAUAUAAGCCAUGGUGGACUUCAUGAACAACGAACGAGGUUGGCGGCGGCGGCGGCGACUGCAGUGGUGCAUGCUGAAGUAUCGCUGCAGGGCCGCUGCAGUGGGGCAGCAAGCGGCAUCGAGUGCGGCGAGCAGCCGACCAAGCCGUGACGGUGGCCCGACUGCCCGCCGCUGUCGCCUGCCGGCCGCCGGCCUGAUCCGGCUGACAGCAGUGAAGCAGUCGGGUCUGACGAGAACCCGUGCCAUUGGUGCCGGUCGGUCCAGGACGGGCUGAUUCGGAACGCGGUGUCGCUGGUGGAGGCGGCCUCGCUCUCGGCCAAGCCGUGCACCUCGUGCCGUAUGCUGGCCGACCUUGUGCAGCUGAAGGACGGCGACGUCGCGACACGGCACGGCGCCAACAGUGAGGUGGACCAGGCUACAGCCGUGUCGGGCGUGUAGUAGCCGGUCGGUAGACGUGGUGCGGGCGCGGGAUGACCUGGACGAGCUGCGCCAGUACCUGACGGGCCCGGGCGCCACCGGUUGGUCGGCAUCGGCGACCG